This is a messenger RNA of Zootoca vivipara (common lizard), 10907 nucleotides long. The record is from RefSeq and is a predicted model, not a curated record. Lineage: Eukaryota; Metazoa; Chordata; Lepidosauria; Squamata; Lacertidae.
GGCGAAUGCCAGGGCGUCCCCCGCUCGCCUCCGCCUCAGUCUGCCAGCGACGCUGCGAGGAGGGCAUGAGGAGCCGGCGCGCCUGCAGGAGCCGAGCUGGCCGAGUUCCCCGGAGCCUAUAGCAUCUUCUUCUAGUAGGUGAGUACACUGCAUAAUCUAACUAUAAACAAUUAUCCACCAGUAUAUUCAAGUAUACUAUUCUUUUAAAGAAUUUUCGCAACAUUAUGAAGUUAACAGCUUGAAGCUAUAUAGCAGCCAAACUGUAUUUAAAUUUUAUAGGUCAGCAUAUUUUAUAGGGGGUAGCCUUUGCAGUCUCACGUUUCCUUCUCGUAUUAGUUGUUAGGAUAUAAUUUAGCAUGCGAUUGUUGCAUUAGUUUGCAGCCUUGAAAAGAAAGUGCUUCUUAUCACUGACAUACAUUUGAAGCCCAUUGUCAGAUAACGGUGCUGAUUGUAGUUGCAUGUGACACAGAUCUGCUGUUGGGAAAAUGGCUGAAAAAGAACUAUUCUAGAACCAUGUCGGCAGAAUUGGGCUGCUUUCAUUGUAAGAGCCAUUCAUUGCAUUCAGUUCUGAAUGCCAGAUUUUAAAAGUAGGACGAUUCAAAAUAGAAAGAAAUGGGUACAGGCGGCAUUUUGAAGGCACAUCUGCCUAGGCAAAUAAUACCUGGUUUGGGUUUUUUUUUUAAAAAAAGUUUGUUUUAAAAGGAUGUGUGUGAAGGAUAACGUGGUAGGAAACUUGUGCAGGUUUCUUAGCAAUGAACAUUUAACAGAGGAAAUAUGGUAUUGUUGCUUAGGGUUGCAUGUGAAAGCUAUAAAUUUCCUUGAGUUAUUUUGAACUGAUUUCAAGCGAUAUUCAAGCUUCUGGCAGCUUGAAUUAUACUCAUUAUACUGUAAAGUAUGUUGAAAAUAUGUUGCUUCUUUGUUAUAGGUGUAUCACCUAAGACCAUGAUUAAGCUGUUAAGGAGAGGCACCUAAAAGGUGGCAAUUAGGAGGUAUAUACUCAUUCUCACAGCCCAGUGAGGCACAGGGCUGCAGGGCAGCAUGGUCACUGUCAUGGCCAAAAGAGCUAAUAAUCAUAUAAUCAUAGAGUUGGAAGGAACCACAAGAGUCAUUUAUUCCAACCUGCUGUAAUGCAGGAAUCUUUUGCCCAACAUGGGGCUCGAACCCACACCCCUGAGAUUAAGAGUCUCAUGCUCUACCGACUGAGCUGGGUCUCCCCAGGAUCUCAUGGGGCUUCUUCAUCUUGCAUGGCCGGAUGAGAUCUUAGAGAAGGGAGGGACAACAGGCCCUUUAAAAAGGCCAGUCCCACCCAGACUUGGCUUCUCUUUCCUUUCAUCACCUUUACUCUUAAUUGGCUUUGUAAUAUCAUGUAUUGUUGCGAUACCAUUGCUUAUAGAGCGAUCCUAACUAUGCCUACACAGUGGUAAGGCCUACUGAAUUCAAUGAGGCUAACGCCCAGGUAAGUAGGAUUAGGAUUGCUGCCUUAGCGUGUGAUUCCCGAUUGUCACUCUGGUAAGAAGGAAAAUGCUGGAAAGCAGAAGUGACACAAGAACCAACAGCUGCUUAAAUAGGCAAGUGAAAACAGAGUACGUGAAGCAUUUCACAUGCUCUGAAACCACCUUGCUGUUUCACGCACGUCCCCAAAUAGCUCCCAAAAAAACUUCAUAGGUGACUAUUUAGUGAAGCCGGGCAUCAUUCUGGAGUUUGCUAGAACGGUAUUGCUUUUCAUUGAAAAUCUGUCGUCUUUGUCUGUGCAUCAGAUACUGGACACAUGGACAACGGCAGCCGUGUAAGCUAAAUCCACGAUGCAUUUGUAGUGCUGUUGUAAUUUAUUCUGUCAGCAAGCAGGCUAUACUAGGGGCUUGAAUUACCACCUUUGUUGGAAGGUAGGACUGAUAUGAAUUUUUAAUCUCAACAAGGAAUGCUACAAAGGAGCCACUUCAUAUAGGGAAUACUGUGGACCUGGGUCUUACCCUUGCUUGUUAAAGUUUCUGAGUUUUAUUUAAGGCGUGCUCUUUCAUCUUUCUCUUUUCAAGUUUUCUACUUAUGCCUUUUUGUAGACUAGGAAGCAAAGGAGAUUUGCAGCUGCAUGGGGGAGGGGAAUGUUCCUACUCUUACGAAUGAAUUUGAAAGCCAGCAAUUUCUUAAUCAUUUACCAGAAUGGAUGUUUCCUAUUCUAGCAGCAGAAGGAAAUGUUUACAUUAUGAGAUGCAGCAGCCUUUUCCAGACAAUACUAUGACUCUGGCUUUUUGACUAUUUAUCACAUGCAACAGCUACUAUAAUUAUGCCCAGCAGUCAAGGUUUCCAUUUAGAAAAGCAUGAGUAGGUGGUGGAGGGAUGGGCUGGGACACCAAUAUAUUUUCUAUUUAAAAGGAAGUUUGUUGCACUUGAACCGGGAUUUCCUGAAACAAAGAUUUGCUGAUAAAGGCUUACUUUACAGUUGAUAAGCAAAAUGGAUCCCUGGGUAUUAUGUUGGUUGCCCCUUAGCUCUGUUCUGGAUGAAAAAGAGGUCCAUGAUGGAAUACUCCUGUUCAAUCUUGCUAAUUUCCAUUAGUUUUCUGCACAGCGAAGCGUUGCGUGGCAACGGGACUGCAUCACUUAAUGAUACAACAACAAGCCCUCCAAAAGAAAACAGUCCACCGCCACAUCUGUUGACUUCAAUGCUGAUCCUGAUUCUGGUGUUUAUAAUUUUGAUCCUUUUAGCUGGCUAUUUCUUCAGGUUCAGGAAACACAGAAAAGCAGUGGUGACUUCAAGUGAUAAAAAAAUACCGAAUGGAAUCUUAGAAGAGCAAGCAGAACAACAGAUGCUUCUCAGAAGGUCUCCUUCUGGCCCAAAAAAGUAUUUUCCUAUUCCAGUGGAACAUCUGGAACAUGAAAUACGGAUAAGAGCAGCUGAUGAUGGAAAGUUGUUUCGGGAGGAGUUUAAUUCAUUACCUCCUGGAUAUAUUCAAGGAACACUUGAGAUGGCAAAUAAAGAGGAAAACAGAGAAAAGAACAGAUAUCCCAACAUACUACCUUACGACCAUUCCAGGGUAGUUUUAAUGCAAAUAGGUGGACUUCAGUGUUCAGACUACAUCAAUGCUUCAUAUAUAGAUGGCUAUAAGGAAAAGAAUAAGUUUAUAGCAGCUCAAGGCCCUAAACAAGACACUGUAAAUGAUUUCUGGAGGAUGAUAUGGGAACAAAAGUCUGCAACUAUUGUCAUGUUAACAAAUGUGAAAGAGAGAAAAGAGGACAAGUGUUUCCAGUACUGGCCUGAUCAGGGAUGCUGGACUUAUGGAAGCAUCCGAGUUUCUGUGGAGGACUGUAUAGUUCUUGUGGAUUAUACUAUUCGGAAGUUUUGUAUUCAGUCACAGGUUUCUGAUGGCUGCAAAGCUCCCAGGCUUGUGACACAGCUUCAUUUCACCAGCUGGCCUGAUUUUGGAGUGCCUUUCACACCUAUUGGAAUGCUCAAAUUCCUAAAGAAAGUAAAAUCAUUGAAUCCUGCACAUGCUGGACCAAUUGUGGUUCACUGCAGUGCUGGUGUGGGUCGUACAGGCACAUUCAUGGUAAUCGAUGCUAUGAUUGACAUGAUGCAUGUUGAGCAAAAAGUUGACGUUUUCGAGUUUGUGGCAAGAAUCCGCAAUCAACGCCAACAAAUGGUUCAGACCGAUAUGCAGUAUUCCUUCAUUUAUCAAGCCUUACUUGAAUACUACCUCUAUGGUGACACAGAACUAGAUGUGUCCUCCUUAGAAAAGCACCUGCAGCCAUCGCACAAUGCAGCACCAAAUCUCGUCAAACUAGGGCUAGAAGAAGAAUUUAAGAAAUUAACAAAUGUUCGAAUAAUGAAAGAAAACAUGAGAACUGGUAAUCUGCCUGCAAAUAUGAAGAAAGCCAGAGUUAUCCAAAUCAUCCCAUAUGACUUUAACAGAGUGAUUCUUUCAAUGAAAAGAGGUCAGGAGUAUACGGAUUAUAUCAAUGCUUCCUUCAUAGACGGCUAUCGCCAAAAGGAUUACUUCAUCGCAACUCAAGGACCUCUUCCUCACACUGUGGAAGACUUCUGGCGAAUGGUGUGGGAAUGGAAAUGCCACACAAUUGUAAUGCUCACCGAAGUUCUCGAAAGGGAGCAGGAAAAAUGUUUUCAGUACUGGCCAUCAGAGGGAUCUGUUACUUAUGGAGAGAUUACCAUCGAGAUAAAGAGUGACUCACUGGCUGAUGCCAUAAGCGUCAGGGACUUCCUGAUUAUGCACAAUCAGGAGAAGCUGGGCAGACUUGUCCGACAGUUUCAUUUUCAUGGAUGGCCUGAAAUUGGAAUUCCUGCUGAGGGGAAAGGAAUGAUUGACCUCAUUGCAGCUGUCCAAAAACAGCAACAGCAGACAGGAAACCAUCCCAUUACAGUGCACUGCAGUGCUGGAGCUGGAAGAACAGGUACAUUCAUUGCACUCAGCAAUAUUCUGGAGCGAGUCAAAGCUGAGGGGCUCUUAGAUGUAUUUCAAGCUGUGAAGAGUUUACGACUGCAAAGACCACAUAUGGUGCAAACACUGGAACAAUAUGAAUUCUGCUACAAAGUGGUACAAGAUUUCAUUGACAUAUUUUCUGAUUAUGCCAAUUUCAAGUGAAAACUCCUGCCUUAUUAUUAUUAAUUUAAUCAUCUGUACAGAGAUUUGUAUAUCAUGUUAAUUUAUUUCCAUUGACUUUUUAAAAACUCUAAAUGUACAUACUACCAUGUUUGGCUUGCUCGGAAUGCCUCCUUAGAUGUAUAAAUUAUUCAAGACUUUCACUCUCUGAUCCAAAGGAGCAUGCACGGAACAGUUUAAAAAAAAAACCUGAAGAACCUGUUUGAUUCCAGAGUCCCACUUUCCCUCCCAAACAGCCAAACAGUUUUGAAAUGCUCAACAUGUGCAGCUUCAGCACAUAAAAUAGGGGAGCUGCACAUGUGGCACACUUUUGCAUGUGUGACACCCCAUUCAGCUGGGGAUAUGUGUGCAAAGGCUGUGUCUGUGUAUCUGGUUCCCCAAGCUGGAUCAAGGUGAUCUUUAAAGUUUUGCAUACCAGAUGGCCGUGUACAAUAUAUCACAGUAUAAACUAUUAUGAAUAUAGGGCACAAUCCAGCCUAUGUUAGGCAUAUUCAAUACCCACUGAUUUCAGUGGGUGUAUUAAGCUUAUGCUUAAUUUUUUCCCAUUGAAGUUAAUGGGAUUUGGAGUCCAGUUAAUGGUCUGGGAGCACUUGAUGCUGCAGCACUGCUGAAGCUAAGUGUGCAUGGACCUGAUCAGCCCCUUGGAUGGGAGUCAAUCGAAGAACAGGAAAUAAAUACUUUUAAAAUACAUUGAUGGAACUUCAAAAAUGCUUGGUUUUGCUGGAUCAUACCCACAUUUUUUCCCCUGAACAUCUAUGAAAUUAUGCCUUUUAAUUUUUAGUUUUUAACUUUUAGAUGACUUAUAAAAUAACCCGUGUUUAUAAAGCAGAGGAAUAAGAGUGAAUAGGCUGGAUCCAAAUUCAUGCACAUGACAAUUAUUUCUCUUAGAGCAAGUUCCACACAAUGGCCACAUGCUACUAGGAAACACUGUGUACACCCCACUGAAAUGAGUGUGGCCACCCAAGAGCAUAUGCAUUUGCUUGCUGCAUUCAUCUCAGUAUUUGCAGAGUAUUCUCUUUUUUGGUUGUAGUGGUGUUUUGAAGCUUUUAUGUUCAUCAGCACCUUGCUCCACAUGUAAACCUGUUGAUGCUAAUGUGAACUGCUGACUGGGGAAGACACUAUUUGAGGUGCUCUAGAAAGUUGGUUAAUAUUCCACAACUAUUAAUCUUAACGUUCAAUAGCCAAAUUAUAUCUGUUUGCUUUUUUUUGUAUUUUUAAAGCAUUCUUCCUGUUAAGCACAACUCAUUCAGUGGCUUAUAUAUAAUGGUACAUGAAUCCUCUACAAGCAACAGUCUAAGAUUUUGAACCUUAGCAAAAAAAACAAACCAUAAAACAUAUAAUUAUUUUUGAAGACAAGAUUCUCUAGAUAGUUCUGUUAUAAUUAUGAGCUGUAACUUAGCACCAUAAUGCAAAUACUGAGUUCGUUGAAUUCAGUAAAAUAAUCUUAAAAGAUCACCUUAAGUUAUUUAACCUGAUAUAAUUUUUUAAAAGAAAUAUUAACAUAAAGUAACAUAUUUAAUGUAAGUUAAUUAAUCAAUAUUUUGAAACUAUUUUGUAUUUUGAAAAGAAAGAGGUUCUGUUCUUGCUAUUACAAAAAGGUAUAUUGCCAGAUAGAAAGCAAAUAUAUAAAGGAAAACAUAUACUUUCAAUUUAAAACAAUCUAGCUUAAGAUAGUUAUGGCUAAGCACUACUGAAAGCAACACAACUUCAGUAAUUAGUGGCAAACUUGCUUCACUGGUGUCAAUGGAGUAUAGUCAUGACAAAUCUUUAGUUGAAUCAGGGAAUAGCAUCUACUGAAGUCAAUACAUUUACUUCCAAGUCCUUAGAAUAGUGGUGUUAGCGUUCAAUUAAGUACACAGAUAAAUACACUUGGGAUCCUUUAAUGUCAGUGGUACUUAAUGGGAAUGUACAGUGUCCUGAUUGUCUCUCUACAAAUGGUGUGGUACUCCUCAAUGCUAGUAUGCUUUCAGACCUCCUAUAAGACCUAUGAAUUCACAAUUUUCUCCCUUAGUAUAAGUACACAGAACUAUCCCAGUAGUGUAGCCAAUGAAGUAUGGACAUGUAGGAGUGCCCACAAAAUUUGGGUUUGGACUGUUGGUGUGCAACAAACCGUUUACUGUUAGGGCACAAAACCCAUUUGUUUUGAACAGACUUGUGCGAAGGGUUGCUUCCUAGUGUCACAAUGGCUGUGACAAUAUAUAAAGCCCCGUGUGGCAAUGUCAUGGUCUGGACAAAACUAGCUUUGGAGACAAAUGACAAAACACACAGUACAUUUUAUAUCUAUUGCUCCCAUCUUUUUAGAAGGCAUAAAUUAAAGAGCACAAGUACAAAAGCAUAAAUUGUAUAUAAAUGUCUAAUAUGCAAUAGUUUGGGCUUGUUCGUUGGUGUUAUUUUUAAUACAACAAGGAAAGCCUUAUUGACAACUAUGUAGACUUUAACCUGGUCAUUACAUUUCAGCUCCUGCAUUAUUUUAAUCGAUGUUCAUUUUAAUACAUGACUGGAACGUGGAUACUUUUAGCUUUUCAGAGGAUUGCACGGUGUCCACAUGAGUCUUUUACUUACUGACUUUUAAUUGAAAACAGUUCAGGUUAGUCUAUAAGCACACUGUUUUUAAAGCACUGCCAUUUUAUUGCUUGUGUCUUCCCAGUAAUGCACUUCUGUAAAUCUAUAUGUAUAUAUACAGUUGUUAUGCACUUAAUGAAUAGAAUUUAUUGUAAGAGGUGAUUGAUGUUAAGCUCUCUAAGCCCCAAAGCAAACACCAUUACUUGGUUAAGAGUUGAAUGUAAAAUAAGCUUUCUAUUAUAAUAAGUUUGGAAAUCCAAACUCCAAAAUGUAAGGAAUCAACAGUCCAAUACACUAUGGACCCAAAUCUGUGAGCACAUUAAUAGAUGAAGAUAGGUGUGUUUUUUUAUUAAAAAAAACCCAACAACAACAACCCACUGUUUAUACCCACCACUUUAGAAGCUGCUUCCAAGAGCCUUUAAGAGUGUAAGACACUUUCUAAUGUACCGUAGUACAAAUUGUGUGGAAACUGCUGUUUUCAAAAUACUGGGGUUUUUAUUUAGGUAUGGCAAAACCACAAUCAUAUUCUUCCUAAUAUCUCUACUUUUGUUACAAUAGAGACAUGUGCUAGUCCUGGUAUUGAGUUUUUUGCCUACCAGAAAUUAGUAACACCUUUAGGCAUUUUUGGUGUCAGUGAAUAUGUCCCCUCAGUUUUCUUGGCUCCUUGACUAAUGGCCUCUCUGCACUUAGCCAAAGUUUCUUAUUCAGCUUGAUAACACAAAAAUAGUCUUUACAGUUACCAAUUUAGUCUCCCUCUUCUAAUUUCCCACUUCCUAGCUCUCAGUAAACCUAGAGUAGCAUAGGUAGCUGCUGUUCCCUUAUCCAUGACACUGGAAUUCCAUGUUUCUCUUAGUAUCUGGUCCAGUACCCCUUCCUUGACCUCUGACCAGCAACCAUAGCUGUGACUGUGAAAUCUGCUUAAGGGAAAGCAUUGCAGUUGUUCCUUUUUAAAUUAUCCAAACAAAGUCAUUUCCAGAUGUAGAGAAAAAUGCUGCCUUGGGGGAAGGAAGUAAUUAUUAGGUAAUAUUUCUAAUGGUAUCUAAUAGAUAAUAUUUCUAAUAGUAUCCAUAGUAUCUCUUAAUUUGUUGCUUGUUCUGUAAAGCAAUAUUUAAAAACGUAAGAUGUGGGCCAGAAAUGCACAUAGUGGAAUUCAUUAAUGAAGUAGGGGUGUUUAAACUUUUCUUAUAUUUAUCCAAGUGAAGCCAGAAUACUUGGGGUGAGGCUCAUUUUGGUAAUACUAAUAUGAGUUCACUUAAAAUGGAGCCAAAUGAGCAGCUUUCCUCCCCCAACGUGGAAUAAUUCCUAUACUCAAUAGUUUCAGAUACGUGAUUCCAUGGGAUUAAAUUCUCUGAAGUAAUCUGAAGCACAAAACCUUCUCUGUGGCUUUGUUGGAUUCCCUUCAGAAAACCUAGUUCUACUAGGUUCUCCCAUUUGGUGAUGACAAGAUUUGCCACAGUUGAGGAAAUACUGUGCUAAACCCAGCCAAAUCAGUUUUAAUCACAACUAAUCUUGUUUUAUGAGGUUGGUGAAUUGCAACUUUAGAAAGCUUGUUUUUCACUUCAAGGUGUUUAGUCAAAUAAGACUGUGAUACUUCGUACAAUGGUAUAACAGACAUAUUUAUGGGUUUCCACACUUCACUUUUUUUUACAUUGCAUGAGAUUGCAUUAAUAAAUGCCAAACAGUGAUUAGAAAUUCAUAUGUUCUGAUCUGCAUAACUAGUCACUAUGUGACUCAACUUAUUGUCUUGCGUGACAAUGGACACUGAUUGCCAAAGCUCUUAAGUACAUGCUUAACUCAGAACAGUCCACAAAUAGUAAUAUUGUUAAAGCAGUUUUUUCGAAGUAUGUUUCUAGAAACCCGGGGUUCCUUAUCAAUUUAUCGGGGAGUCAACAAUAGCUCUAUUUGCGUUUUAAAACCCUCAUGCGAUUAUAUUGCGUGAGGGGAGGUGUGUCAACUCCCCAGCUCCACCGUUCAUGAUGCUGGAUAUCUGCUAUACACCUGUAGAUCCAGUAUGAUUUAGAUCCUUGCACAACCAGCGACCUGAAUUGUGGAGAGCUAGCACUAAUGCAGCAACGUCCUGGCUACAGAUCUUUGCCCUCCAAUGCAUGGAGGGAGCAGGCCACAAGUAUGUGCCAGCACUCCCUUUAUUGCAUCUGCUUUUUAAUGCCUUGCAAGGACUAACGGCAAGAUAAAGAACUGUAACCCAGCUAACCAAAAGGCAUUUUAUCACUCGUUACUGAUAUUUUCCUGCAAAGUACAGCUGGGGAGACAUGUUCUUUGCAGGCCUGGCACCAGGGAUUAGCAAAAUCUGGCAGGGCCCCUCUAAUAGUUUAUAUACAUAAAAUUGCUUUGAAAACAAACGAGCAGUGUGCACACAGGCAUGCAAACAGUUAAUGUGUGUGGGAAAAUGUAGCUGUGUGGGGAGAGGAAGACUCUGGUCUUGGCCUUCUGUUGGCUGUAUGACAGCCAAGGUGUUUCCGUUCUAUGCUCGGAUUCCUUGCUCCCCUGAUUGUCACAGGAUUUGCAGAGCCCUCCUUGGCACUGUUGCAGAAGUUGGGAGAGCCUAAGCUCACAGUUUGCCUGGUCCACUUGAGGUCUCCCAUGUUACCAGUAGUGGAUCCUACAUCAGGCAGAUCACGCUCUGUGCUCUCGACUCAUCUUCUGUUAGAAGCAGCCCACCCGCACGCCCCAUUUAGUCAGCCAGCUAGCCCUCUGCAUGGAGCUUAGGAGCAAAAGAAGAUACUGGAGGAAGCCCUGCUCAUGCAUUCAAAAGAACACCUGAGCUUGAAACAGUCCAGGAGUGUGUGCACCAGCCCUGCCUCCAGUAUCCUCCUGUGUGCCAUCUCCACUCUCUCCUCUCCUGAGGUUUGAGCAGAAAUAUCUGCAGCAAUAUUCUAGCUGCAUUCAGAAAUUCCCUGCAGACCUUUGUGCUCAGAGCUCAAAAGGUUGGGAGUAGGAAGCAUGCAGAGGAUUACUGGGGGCAGGGGCAGCAUUGUGUCCCUGUGACCCUACACAAUUUGAACUCUCGUGUACUCUUUUGAAUGCAUGAAGUGUGCACUCUCUUGUAUUUGAUGUGGAUGUGUAUCUGUGUGAGUGCACGCUUCUGCAUCAUUCCUCUGCGUGUUCAGGCCUCCUGCUGUUUCUUGCAUGGGGUCCAAAGAAUCCUGGAAACAGCCCUGGUGCUAUGGGACAUAUGUGCUCUGUAUAGGGGCCAGCUAGUCUAACUACGCAAAUUUAAGAGUGUGACUCAAUGCACUCCAGAAUUCUCUGUAACACACAACAUAGUUCUUGGCAGACAACUCAGUGUGGAAAGCAUUUCUUGAUGCAAGCAAGUUUUGAAAUCUUAUACUAAGUAGAUACUUAAUGGCUUGGGUUAAUCAGUCCCAACAGAAGAAUGCCUGCUGUAUUGAUUAGUGUUUUGAAAAUGACUUUUAUGAGUUGGUUUCUAAAGGAAUUUGAACAUCUUUGUUUCCAGCAUUUGAAAAUGUUUUCAUUACGCAGUAUCAUUUUUAGUAUGUUGCUACUGAACCUUAUUCUGUAUAUGCAAAACUAUAUUUAAUUUAUGUCAAGAUCUUUAUAAUAUAUGUAUGUAUUAUACAGUGAUAUUUUCUUUUAUUACAUUUAUAAUUUUAUCUUGCUGUAUUUCCAAUGCCAGUGAAUGUUGCUGAAUUAUUUGUAUAUGCAAAUCGCAAGAUCUAAUAAUUCUGAUGCAAGAACAAGGUUUCAUUUUUAUUU